Messenger RNA from Calidris pugnax (ruff), 389 nucleotides. Its product is annotated as NF-kappa-B essential modulator-like. Gene Ontology annotation, molecular function: K63-linked polyubiquitin modification-dependent protein binding. The record is from RefSeq and is a predicted model, not a curated record. NCBI's taxonomy places the organism in Eukaryota, Metazoa, Chordata, Aves, Charadriiformes, Scolopacidae. The annotation marks the transcript as partial. Gene Ontology annotation, biological process: positive regulation of canonical NF-kappaB signal transduction. Gene Ontology annotation, cellular component: nucleus; cytoplasm; IkappaB kinase complex. The transcript is spliced from 3 exons.
CUGGUGUCACCUGGUGUCCCCAGGAGGAAGCUGGUGCAGCUGCAGGUGGCCUACCACCACCUCUUCCAGGAGUACGACGCCCACAUCAAGGCCAGCCUGGAGGGGGACAAGAGGGGACAGCUGGCGGAGGCGCGGGGGCGGCUGCGUGCGGCGGAGGAGGCGCUGGCGGCCAAACAGGAGCUCAUCGACCGCCUCAAGGCGGAGGCCGAGGAGCAUCGGGCCACCCUGGAGACCAUCCCCGUGCUGCAGGCCCAGGCCGACAUCUACAAGGCGGAUUUCGCGGCCGAAAGGGCGGCCCGGGAGCAGCUUCACGCCCAGCGCGAGGCCCUGCAGGAGGCCCUGGACCAGCUCCGGCUGCAGCUGGAGGCUGAGGGGGCCGCCAGGUGAAG